Messenger RNA from Centruroides sculpturatus (bark scorpion), 724 nucleotides. Its product is annotated as venom protein 302-like. Gene Ontology annotation, biological process: regulation of cell growth; regulation of signal transduction. NCBI's taxonomy places the organism in Eukaryota, Metazoa, Arthropoda, Arachnida, Scorpiones, Buthidae. Gene Ontology annotation, molecular function: insulin-like growth factor binding. The transcript has 3 exons. The record is from RefSeq and is a predicted model, not a curated record. Gene Ontology annotation, cellular component: extracellular region. Bases 112 to 429 code for a protein of 105 amino acids.
UAGAACAUACAAAUUUCCACCCUCAUCAAGAGGAAACAUCUGCUAGGAAACAAAUAUAAACCGAUCUUCUCUCCUGGAUAGCAAUUCCUGUCUUACAUCUAUCUAGCAAUAAUGGAUCUCAGACUUCUUACCUUUCUGCUAGUCUCCGUUUGUUUGUACAGUGUUGUAGUGUCGUUAUCUUGUCGUCCUUGCGAUAAGUCAGCGUGUGCACCUAUAAAAGAAGCAGACUGUCCAGUUGGGAUAAGUUCUGAUUCGUGUGGAUGUUGUCAACGUUGUGCCCAGAACGUUGGAGAAAAGUGUGGUGGGCCAUGGAAGGUUCACGGUAAAUGUGGAAAAGGUCUGAUAUGUGUAAAACCACCCGCACCUGAAGGAGUCAAUCCCUCGUUGUAUGAAUUCAACUCCAAAGGAACAUGCCAACUGGAAAAUUAAUUUGUACUGAAAACCAUUACUUUUUCCUAUUUUAACUCAUAUACAAUAAAAAAUCACUUGUAAAAUUUUUAAAUAAAAUUCUAAUUUUACUGUGUUUAUGUUGUGGAAGUUAAUGUAUAGUAAUCACUCUUUAAUUAGUGAUCGUGUAAAGUUUAAGAAGUAUCAACGCUUCAGUAAAUAUAAAAGAAAAUUUAAAGUUUAAACACAGAGUAGCAACAAAUUAUUAUGCUUAAUCAUUUGAGGUGUAUGCUGCUCCAUUCUAUGAACAGAUUUUAAUUAUUUGCCAUAUUUUUCA